GUCCGUUCUCGUGGCCCAAUCGAAUUAAAAAACUUAAAAAGCCCAACCCGCUUCUUUUAAACCCCGUCCAAUUCAAUUAUGAAUUAUACAAAGCAACCCACUCUAUCCGCGCCAGUCGGCAUUUCCUUUUUGUUUCUUUGAAGCCGAUCUUUGCGACUCCGUGGCGUGAUUCAUCUUCUCUUCUUCUUCUUCUUCACUUCUCCAAUCAAUUCCCCGUAGUAAUCACUCAUUCACUCUACACCUCUGGAAUUCUUGAUACUGUGAGCCGAUCGCCGCGCCGCCGCCGCCGCCGCCGUUUUCUCCUUGUUCUAUAGCGGCCUCCACAGAAUUCCCACCCAAAAAGAAAACAGGGGGAACCACCGAACCGGACGGCUAUUCCAAUGGAGGACGCCGACGUCGUCGAGAUUUCCCCGCUCUCCCUCCCGCCUUCCCACUUCACCAGGAAGAGAAAACAGAAACAGGCUGUACUCCCUGAAAUCAUUGAUGUAGACGAGCACGAUUUUCUCAGUGAUGUGGUGAUCCUGAAUGAGAAUGUUCGCAGAAAGGACAAAGGCAAAGCUAUCAAGGAUCAGAAGGCUGUCAAUCUUAUGAAAUGCGAGGAUGUAAUCACCCUAGAUACAAGCCUGUGGAAUAGUCAUGGAAAGGAAGACACAUUUUUUAAUCCCAACGAUGUCACGUUGUUCGAUGAUCUUGUAACUCCACAAUCACAUAACUACAAUGCAAGUCUCGACACUGGAGUUGAGGUGCCUGUUUCAUCACUAAUGGGUCAUGUCUCCAAUACGGGAACACUACCUAAUGGAGGUGGUGUUUUUUCCACAUCAUAUGAAAGUCAACUGAAUACCAUGAAUUCUCAGUGGUCAAAUUUUAGCCAAGUUGGCAAUAAAUUCCUCCAACCUAGCCAGGUCAACAAACAGACUUUUCCAAUGAGUAGUGCAGGCCUUGAGAAGCAGGUCGUCUCUGAAAAUGUUUCUUCUAUGAUGUAUGUACCUCCUCAUUUGUGGAAGUCUGCACUAACUACCCCUAAUAAGAAGACAUGGACUCCUCAGCAUGGAGGGAUCACCCUAAACGAUUCAUAUUUUCAAGUUCCUGAUGGUAUAUGGCAUGGACACAUUCCUCCGAUAAGACAAGAUCCAUUGUCUUGGAGCCAUACUUCAACUGCAAGCAAAACAGCUGGUAGUAAGGGAUCCGUGAUUCCAAGUUCUGCACAAGAGCAACCUGGAGCUCCAAAUGCUAUGAUUGAUGAAAUUUUAAGCAAAUUGAAGCUCUUCAAACAUUUUGAUAUCGUUGAAGACUAUUCAGACCAUCACUACAAGUCUUCUUCAUCGAAACAGACGGAGAAGAAGCGGGUCAAACGAAUUCAAGACGAAUGGAAAAUUCUGGAGAAAGAUUUGCCAGAUACCAUAUAUGUGAGGGCCUACGAGUCAAGGAUGGACCUAUUGAGGGCUGUAAUUAUUGGUGCAGACGGAACUCCUUACCAUGAUGGUCUGUUUUUCUUUGAUAUCUUCUUCCCUAAUGGCUAUCCAAGUGUUCCGCCGAAAGUCCACUACCAUUCCGGUGGUCUUCGAUUAAACCCAAACUUGUAUGCCUGUGGAAAGGUUUGCCUCAGCCUUCUUGGAACAUGGACUGGUAGCAAGAAAGAGAACUGGCAGCCUAGGCUUUCAAAUGUGAUGCAGGUUCUGCUUUCUAUACAAGCAUUAAUAUUGAAUCAAAACCCCUACUUUAAUGAACCUGGUUAUGAAAUGUCAAAGGGCAGCGCUCAAGGUGAAAUCCAGUCCCUACUGUACAAUGAGAAUACGUUGCUUUUGUCACUCAAGACAAUGGUUUAUUCAAUGAGGAAGCCGCCCAAACAUUUCGAGGAUUUAGUGAAGGGCCAUUUCCACAGCCGGGCCAAGGACAUCAUGGUGGCAUGCAAAGCAUACAUGUCUGGUGCUCAAGUCGGUUGUCUGGUGAAGGGUGGAAUCCAGGAUCUCGAAGAAGGAGACAAGAGCUGUUCGCAGACGUUUAAGAACUCCUUACCUGCACAUGUGGACACGCUCGAGAAAGCGGUGGACACCAAUUACAACCAUGUUAGAUUGAAUCUGACCAAAUUGAAGUCGCCGGUUAAUUCCUUGCUGGGGCUCGAUACAUUUCUCUGUCGCUCGUUCCCCUCGCCGGCUUUCAUCAUCACUCUAAUCUCAGGAUUGUGUAUCAAGAACAACGAUUCCAUUAGAUCGUUUCUCCGUUCUGCGUCCAAUGAUGCACAGCUUCCUCAGGAGCUAAAAGAUGUUGCAUCCAGGUUGUUGUCUCAAGACAAUUUGCUCUAUGUGUCUCUCCGAAGUAUAUGGACCGGAUUUCAGCCUUCUAGCCGUCCAGAGUUAAUGGUUCUCUUAUCAGGAUCUGAAUUCGUCUUCCCCAGCCCUAAACCUAGAGAAAAGGGUGAAGAACUAAAGGCAAGGUUGAGAAAACUUGAGGAACUGGCUGAGAGAAAGGCCUACCAGGAGCUAGUGAAAGAUAUCACACCAAGCAAGGAGACUACUGAACCCUUCUCUUCUUACAAGGAUCAGCUCGGCUUUGGUCUGCAUGUUGGCCUCACCAUGUUCACUGGAUAUUUAGUUGGGUUUGCAGCAUUCAGAGCAUUGUUCGGCCACAGUCCUGCCAUGAGUGCUGCUGGUGGAAUUCUGGGAUUGGUGGGCGCAAUGCUAGUGGAAACGCUUCUUUUCAUUAUCAGAACAUCUGAUCAGCCUCCCAAAGCAAACCGAUCCAAGCUAAAGAAGCCAUAGACUGUUGCAGGCAGAAUACGAGUUGCCGUAGAACAUUCAACAGAUAAGGUUCAGAUUUUACUCGCGGCGGUCCAACAAUGUCGAGUCUACACUUACUCUCUUCAUUCAACAUACUAGCGUGAUGCCAACAUGUUUGUUUUUCUAUAUGUACACACUAGUAACUGGACAUUUGUGGAAGUAGAUCUCCACUAUAUCACAAAUUAGUCAUAUCUUUUGUUCAAAUCAGGAUUGGGGAAUUUGUUAGAUUAGAUUGGUG
Molecule: messenger RNA, 3015 nt
Organism: Linum tenue
Lineage: Eukaryota; Viridiplantae; Streptophyta; Magnoliopsida; Malpighiales; Linaceae
Source: the annotation of a GenBank genome assembly